UUCCCUCGCAUCUCUCUCUCUCUCUCACUCCAUUUCCCCGAGAAAACAAAAUCGCGCAAGCCAAACAUACUGUCGCUAUUUCAAAUAUUUUCAGAUUAUACACAGAGCAAAAACACAACUAGUGUCAAAUGGAUAUCAAACUGCAUGGAUAUUCCUUCACUCACUCUUUUUUAAUUCUUCUUCUCCUCUUCUUGAUUUUGAGCCUCUCUGCUCUUUUUAAUUUUUCUUCUUUUUCAAUCUUCUCUGUUUCUAAUUUUCAGUCUUCAAUCUCAGUUCCUAUCGUCCAGUUGCAGACUCAGGUUUCCGCCUCCGAUCAAAUCCACUAUGUUCAAUCUGCUCCGUCCAGCUACACUUCUCCUAUGAUCAAUCGAUUCAGGAACACUACUGGCAUUAAGAAAAUCUCAAAAGUACAUAGCAGGGAAGAAGAGCUACUGGAACAAGGACUAGCUCGAGCUCGAGCUUCGAUACGCAAGGCAGCUGCUUUAUCAGCUCCAAACGUCUCACCCAUCGGCGGGGUGAACCGAAGGGACGUCGUCGGAGAAGUUGUUUAUCGUAACCGCGCCGCAUUUUAUCAGAGUUAUCUGGAGAUGGAGAGGAGAUUCAAGGUCUACGUGUACUCCGAAGGGAGCCCACCUAUCGUCCAUGAUGGGCCAUGCAAGGACAUAUAUACAAUAGAGGGGAGGUUUAUACACGAGAUGGAACAUGGGUCCAGGAGGUAUAGAACAAGAGAUCCUCAACGUGCCCACGUUUAUUUCAUGCCCUUCAGCGUAGCCUGGAUGGUCAAGUAUCUCUACAAGCCUCUCACAUACGAUCUUACACCGCUACGGCAGUUUGUGGCUGAUUAUGUAAGAGUGAUAUCUAUCAAAUAUCCUUUUUGGAAUAGAACUUGUGGGGCUGAUCACUUCAUGCUUGCUUGUCAUGAUUGGGGUCCCCAUGCAUCCCGGGCCAACCCGCUCCUUUACAACACAUCAAUCCGAGUCCUGUGCAAUGCCAACACUUCUGAAGGUUUCAAUCCCCGAAAGGAUGUAAGCCUCCCUGAAAUUCACCUCUACAGUGGCAACUUUCCACCCCAACUCCUAUCCCCACCACCAGCCAAUACCUCCCGUCCCUACCUUGCCUUCUUUGCCGGUGGUCUUCAUGGCCCAAUCCGUCCCCUCCUCCUCAACCAGUGGAAAGACCGUGACUCUGAUCUUCGUGUCUUCGAAUACCUUCCUAAACACUUGAAUUAUUAUUCAUUCAUGCUCCAAUCCAAGUUUUGUCUAUGUCCAAGCGGCCAUGAAGUAGCAAGCCCUAGAAUUGUUGAGGCCAUUUAUGCUGAAUGCGUGCCUGUGAUUUUGUCGAAAUAUUAUGUUUUGCCAUUUAGCGAUGUUUUAAGAUGGGAGGCGUUUUCAAUACGGGUGAAAGUAUCAGAAAUUCCAAGACUAAAAGAGGUGUUAAGAUCAGUUCCUGAAGAAAAAUACAAGAAGCUUAAGGAGGGUUUAAAAGCUGUUAGAAAGCACUUUGUGUUGAACCAACCUGCUAAGCGAUUUGAUGUUUUUCAUAUGAUAUUGCACUCCAUAUGGCUUAGGAGAAUCAAUUUGAGACCUGGAUAGAUGUACAUAAGAAAGCUAUGUGAUACUACCACUCAUCACAGCUGAGGAGAAAACUGCCAUAUAUGAUCAAAUAUACCUAUCUUUUGGUGUUCA
This is a messenger RNA of Hevea brasiliensis (rubber tree), 1685 nucleotides long. Its product is annotated as probable glycosyltransferase At5g25310. The record is from RefSeq and is a predicted model, not a curated record. The transcript has 4 exons. Lineage: Eukaryota; Viridiplantae; Streptophyta; Magnoliopsida; Malpighiales; Euphorbiaceae. Gene Ontology annotation, molecular function: glycosyltransferase activity. The coding region runs from base 129 to 1592 and encodes 487 amino acids.